This is a messenger RNA of Rodentolepis nana, 1335 nucleotides long. NCBI's taxonomy places the organism in Eukaryota, Metazoa, Platyhelminthes, Cestoda, Cyclophyllidea, Hymenolepididae. The record is from the annotation of a GenBank genome assembly.
AUGACUAAUGACAAUGUUCAUUUACAAAAUCCGGUGACAAAUAAACCUUAUAAUACUGAUCCACCGCCAGCGUCAGGUUGUUGUUCUUGCUGUUGGCAAGUUAUAUAUAAUAUCUUCAAACCAGAUCCACCACAAACUGCGAAAAAUUCUUCGUCUGAAGCUAGCUCCGAUAGCCCAUCUUUCCAGGCGAAGAUGAACAAAGGUUUGGAAGACGGCAAUGAAAUUUUCAAGGGAAAAAUGUCGUCGUCUGAAUCUACCUCCGUUCCUUUCUCAUUCAUUCCAAAGCUGAACAACGGUAUGGCAGAACGCAAUGCAGCUUUAAACAAGAAAUGGUUGCCGUCUGAAUCUACCUCCGUUCCUUCCUCAUUCAUUCCAAAGCCGAACAACGGUAUGGCAGAACGCAAUGUAGCUUUAAAGGAAGAAAUGUCGUCGUCUGAAUCUAUCUCCGUUCCUUCCUCAUUCAUUCCAAAGCUGAACAACGGUAUGGCAGAACGCAAUGUAGCUUUAAAGGAAGAAAUGUCGUCGUCUGAAUCUAUCUCCCUUCCUUCCUCAUUCAUUCCAAAGCCGAACAACGGUAUGGCAGAACGCAAUGUAGCUUUAAGGGAAGAAAUGUCGUCGUCUGAAUCUAUCUCCCUUCCUUCCUCAUUCAUUCCAAAGCUGAACAACGGUAUGGCAAAACGCAAUGUAGCUUUAAACAAGAAAUGGUUGCCGUCUGAAUUUACCUCCGUUCCUUCCUCAUUCAUUCCAAAGCCGAACAACGGUAUGGCAGAACGCAAUGUAGCUUUAAGGGAAGAACUGUCGUCGUCUGAAUCUACCUCCGUUCCUUCCUCAUUCAUUCCAAAGCUGAACAACGGUAUGGCAGAACGCAAUGUAGUUUUAAGGGGGAAAUUGUUGCCAUCUAAAUUACGUCACGUUGGCUCUAUCUCCACUGCAAAGCUGAACAAAGAUCAGGAAGAUGGCAAUUUUGUUUUUAAGGGGUUAUGUUCGCCGAUAGGAUUUCCAACCGUCGGCUCCUUCUUCCCUACAAAGCCGAACAAAGAUGUGGUAGAACGCAAUUUAGUUUUAAGCUUGAGAAGUUUGGUGUCUGCAUUAACCCGCGUUUGCUCUUUCUCCAAUGCAAAGACGAACAAAGUUAGGGAAGUCGGCAAUGAAAUUUUAAAGGGAGAAACGGCGUCGUCUGAAUCUAGCUCCGAUAGCUCCUCAUUCCAUGCCAUACCUAAGAAUAAUCUGGAAGACGGCAAUAUAGUUUUAAAGCACAUAAAGUACCCGCCUGAAUUUCGCCCCGCGGGAUCCUUUUCCUGCAUUGUUUAUCAUAGAUCUGGAUGGCGGCAAUGA